This is a messenger RNA of Rotaria sp. Silwood1, 754 nucleotides long. NCBI's taxonomy places the organism in Eukaryota, Metazoa, Rotifera, Eurotatoria, Philodinida, Philodinidae. The record is from the annotation of a GenBank genome assembly.
UUUACUACCAGUGAUACUUGCUACUUCAACAUUUUCAUCUCAGGAGACGCAGAAUGAAAAGGAACUUGAUUGGCUGCGAACAUAUGGUUAUAUUACGGGUUGUUAUUGGAACCUGCAACUACAGAACAAGAAUAAAACAAUUGCUGAAGUUGUUGAAGAGGCUGCUCAUGGAAUUAUUAAAGAAGGAUCAGCAAUUGGUAAAGUACAUGAAGCACAAUGGCUCUCUCAGCAAUUAGUAGCUGUCAAAGGUUUUGGUUCCAACAUCAACGCAAACUUUAUUCAGCGCUUUCCUUCGGAAAUCGGUGAAACAUGCGCCUAUCUCUAUACAAAAGAGUCAUUUUGGUAUAAAUUAAUUAAUCGCAUUCUUCGUGAUCCACAUUCUAUCACUCUUGAACAAGUGAAAAGCUUAGGACCAUUCUGUUGGCUACUUGAUUGGUAUUUGUAUGAUAAUCCUACAACAGAUGUUCUAACAGUAUAUCGUAGUUUAAAUCUAGACGAUGAACAGCAAAAGCAAUUCAUGGAAGAAGUAAUGAAAUUCACAUCGUUCAUUUCUACAAGUCGUAGCCGCGAAGUUGCUGACUUUUACAAUGGCAAUACACUUCUCAUUAUUGAUCUAAAUCUGCGUCAUAAGGACAAUAAACGUACUCUUUCUGGUGACAAUAUUGGUGAUAAUAAUAAUGAAAAUCAAUUACCAUCUUUACCACCAUCAAUUCCACAAAAUAUCAACAAUGCAGAAACACAUGAACAUUUCUAA